AUGCUGAAGAGAACGGGCGAGUUCGCGCGGCGCGUGUUCUUCGGCGACGACCAACGCGAGGAAGAAGAAGAGUACGAUGAAGAAGAAGAAGAAGAAGAGGUGAGCGAGAACGGAUUUUGCGCGGAACGACGAGGACGAUUUUCAACAACAACUCAGGAAUUGGUGGAAAUUCAAGAAGAAGAAAAAAAAAAUACGGGGAAGGAGAGUAGAAGAAGAAGAAGACAAAGCACGUGGUAUGCGAACAAGAAGAAAACGUCGAUACGAGCGACGAUAUCUAAGAUUGUGGUGUCGCUUUCGAUUUUGCUCACUCUGUGCGCGAUGUUAGCGCAAACCUUGGUGUAUGUAGAACGAGAGGAAGAGGCAAAGAGGAGAGAGGAAGCGAGAGAGGAUUACGAGAGAGCAAAAGAGGCAAUGAUGAAACUCUUUUCUUCAUCGUCGUCGUUGCCGUGCGAAGAUGGUGGAAAUGAAUUGAUGUUGCCUUCAAUAGAGACCGUAGAAUCAUGCAGAAUAAUCGAGGAGAAGAGUAGCACCAGCAUCACUUCGUCGUUAUUGUUCAAUCAAUCGUGUUUAAAUGUAAACGCUCCGGAAGCGAGCGGAGUGAUUGAAGAGUUGCUGUUAAACGCGUGUUCAAUAGCUACGACGACAAAUACUCAGCAGUAUUACUUCCCCAUAGCGGAGAUAUACAUACACUAUCGCGAAGACUUGGAGGAGAAGAAAAAACUGAUGGAGCUUCAACAUUGGAACUUCAAAGGCGCGUUCUUUUUUGUCGUGACGGUGUUUACAACAAUCGGCUAUGGGAACGUCGCGCCAAGCACAAAAGAAGGGCGAUUGGUCGUGCUAAUUACGACCAUACCAGUUCUCGCCGUAUCGUUGAUUACAAUAGUCACCAUAGCUGAACCAAUCAUAGACAGCAUGAACUUAUUACACAAGUAUUUGUUAAAGAGGAUGAAAAAGAAGUUGCCGAUUGAUAUAACGAUACCGCAAAAGUGUACUCUCGAGGAAUAUUUUAAUGUCUUGCAGCACCAUCUAAUCGGAGAGGCGUUUUGGCCGAUGACGGAGGUUUUCAUUCGAACGAAUCAAAUUUACACAUCAGACGAACUGCACAAAGGAGAGGUGUUUGUAAGCAAACAGCAGUUUGUCGAGACGUGUCAAGGACUGGGGCUGAGAAUUAACGACCGCGCGAACGUAUCGACCGAAGAAGAAGUAUCCGCCGAAGAAGAAGAACGAGAACAAGAAUCUGUUUUGAACUUGGAAGAAAUUCGUUUAUUGUUGGAAAUCAUCAGAAGCAAAGCGAGUUUAAUAUCGACGGGUGUUCAGUUAAUGCAUUGCUUGCUAUUUUCUGUCCUUUCAGUCGUUGUUGGUAUGUUUUACUUCAAGGUUUUGCAGGACUGGGACUAUCUCGAAGCCGCGUAUUUUGCGAUGGUUUCGAUAACAUCCGUCGGGUUCAGGAGACUCAUUGGGAGACUACGUCCCCAACCAUCAAGAAGGCUCGGUUGCUUUUUGGUAUCCGUAUGUAUUCAUCGGUUUUGGUUUCAUCACUGUGUUCAUUGGUACUUUAGCGACAUUUGCUGA
Bathycoccus prasinos is the source of this 1572-nucleotide messenger RNA. RefSeq lists its product with no specific name. Bases 1 to 1572 code for a protein of 523 amino acids. The record is from RefSeq and is a predicted model, not a curated record. Gene Ontology annotation, molecular function: potassium ion leak channel activity. The transcript has a single exon. Gene Ontology annotation, biological process: stabilization of membrane potential; potassium ion transmembrane transport. Gene Ontology annotation, cellular component: membrane. Lineage: Eukaryota; Viridiplantae; Chlorophyta; Mamiellophyceae; Mamiellales; Bathycoccaceae.